AUGUCUCUUCUAUCCGCCGAUGUCCAUGCCGAGCUGACUCAGUUGCUCCAAGCACUCCAGUCCGCCGACAAUGCCACUCGAUCUCAGGCUGAAGAACAUCUUCAGAAUAACUGGACCAACAGCCGUCCGGAAGUUCUUUUAAUGGGACUUGCUGAACAGAUACAGGGUGCUGGAGAUAAUGCCGCUCGAUCUUUCGCAGCAGUUAUAUUUCGUCGGAUAGCCUCUAAAACCCGCAAAGUAGAGUCUGGAAAUAAUGUGGAUGUGUUCUACUCAUUGGCUAAAGAUCAAGCCGCUGUCAUUCGUCAAAAACUCCUGGAAACACUCGGCGCGGAACCUGAUCGAAUCGUUCGCAACAAGAUUAGCGAUGCAGUUGCGGAGGUCGCUAGGCAAUAUACAGACAACAACGACUCCUGGCCUGAACUUCUGGGGGCGCUCUUCCAGCUCAGCCAGGCUCCGGAGGCGGAGAAGCGAGAGAACGCAUUUCGAGUGUUUAAAACGACGCCGGGAAUAAUCGAGCGACAGCAUGAAGAAACUGUGCUUCAAGCGUUCCAGAAAGGAUUCAAAGAUGAUGCCGUCAUGGUUCGCCUUGCCGCCAUGGAGGCAUUCGCAUCCUUUUUCAGUACCAUCACCAAACAAUCCCAGAUGAAGUACUACGCCCUGAUUCCUGACGUCCUCAACGUGCUUCCGCCCAUCAAGGAUUCGCAAGAUUCGGAAGACUUGAGCAAAGCCCUAUUGGCUUUGAUUGACCUAGCAGAAACGGCUCCUAAAAUGUUCAAACAACUAUUCCAGAAUUUAGUCCAAUUCAGCAUCUCAGUCAUCCAAGACAAAGAGCUGGACAGCAUUUGCCGCCAAAACGCCCUCGAACUCAUGGCGACUUUUGCCGAUUUUGCACCGUCUAUGUGUCGAAAAGAUCCCUCUUACACCAACGAUAUGAUCACUCAGUGCCUGAGCUUGAUGACCGAUUUAGGUGAAGACGACGACGAUGCUGCGGAGUGGCUGGCUUCCGAUGAUCUUGACCAAGACGAAAGUGACCAAAACCACGUGGCGGGCGAGCAGGCCAUGGAUCGCUUGGCAAAUAAACUCGGGGGGCAGACCAUCCUGGCCCCAACCUUUAAUUGGCUUCCCAGAAUGAUGAACUCGAUGGCAUGGAGAGAUCGUCACGCCGCUCUGAUGGCCAUCUCUGCGAUAUCGGAAGGAUGUCGCGAAUUUAUGAUUGGGGAAUUGAGCCAGGUAUUGGAUUUGGUCAUUCCAGCCUUGCAAGAUCCUCACCCUCGGGUCCGUUGGGCAGGCUGCAAUGCCUUGGGGCAAAUGAGCACAGAUUUCGCCCCCAAGAUGCAAACAGAUUUUUACGACCGAAUUUUGAAAGCUGUCGUGCCAGUCUUGAACUCUCCGGAGGCCAGAGUCAAGUCCCAUGCCGCCGCAGCUCUGGUCAACUUUUGCGAGGAGGCGGAAAAGUCAAUCUUGGAGCCAUAUCUUGAUGAUUUGUUAUCUCAUCUCUUUCAGCUCCUUCAGAGCGAGAAGCGCUAUGUGCAGGAGCAGGCUUUGUCUACUAUUGCUACCAUCGCCGACGCUGCGCAGGCCGCUUUUUCUAAGUACUAUGACACGCUGAUGCCACUUCUGGUCAAUGUACUUCAAAAUCAGAGCGAGAAGGAGUAUAGACUCCUUCGUGGCAAAGCCAUGGAAUGUGCGACCCUAAUCGCUCUUGCCGUUGGCCGGGAACGACUCGGUCAAGACGCGAUGACUCUCGUCAACUUGCUUGCCAACAUACAGACUAACAUUACGGAUGCAGACGACCCGCAAGCACAGUAUCUUAUGCAUUGUUGGGGCCGGAUGUGCCGUGUGCUUGGCUCAGACUUUGUACCCUUCUUGGACAAUGUCAUGCCGCCCUUAUUGGAGCUAGCUAUGGCAAAGGCUGACAUUCAGCUGCUUGACGAUGAUGAGCAAGCGGAACAAAUGAACGGAGAAGACGGCUGGGAGUUUGUCCCUCUCAAGGGAAAGAUGAUUGGUAUUCGAACGAGUACCAUGGAUGACAAACACAUGGCGAUUGAAUUGCUGGUCGUUUAUGCGCAGGUUCUCGAAGCAGCUUUCGCCCCCUUCGUUGCGAACAUCAUGGAAAAGAUUGCACUCCCUGGCCUGGCAUUUUUCUUCCAUGACCCCGUCCGGUAUAUCUCAGCCAAACUGGUUCCACAGUUGCUAAGCUCAUACAAGAAGGCAUAUGGAUGCCCUUCCAACGAACUUGCGGGUCUCUGGGCGGCUACAGUCGGUAAACUUCUCGAGGUGCUGAGCGCUGAGCCUUCUAUUGAGACCCUAGCUGAGAUGUACCAAUGCUUCUAUGAAUCCGUGGAAGUAGUUGGGAAGGAUUGCCUCACCUCUGUUCAUAUGAAUGGAUUCAUAGAUUCAGUUCAUUCGACAAUCGAGGACUACCAAACCAGAGUUACCCAGCGAGCCGAGGAAAAGGCAGGGGCAACGGCAGACGAUGUUGAAGACGAAGCCGAAGAGAUUGAAAGGGAAAUUGAGGAUGACCAAACUCUAUUGUCGGACAUGAACAAGGCAUUCCACUCUAUUUUCAAGAACCAUGGAGCAGCAUUCCUUCCUGCCUGGGAAAGAUUAAUGUCCACCUACGAGAGCUUCCUGAAUUCGACAGAUCCAACGCAAAGGCAAUGGGGUCUUUGCAUCUUGGAUGAUGUCCUCGAGUACUGUGGACCUGAAAGCAAUCGGUAUGCUAAUUAUAUCACACAACCUCUGAUUGACGGCUGCCGAGAUCCAUCUGCAGCUAUCCGACAGGCUGCCGCGUAUGGUAUUGGCGUCGCAGCACGUCACGGAGGAGCACCAUGGACACAGUUUCUGGGAGGCUCAAUACCCUAUCUCUUCCAGGUUACUCAGGUUCCGGAAGCCCGAAACGACGAAAAUGUAUACGCUACAGAGAAUGCAUGUGCUGCCAUAGCCAAAAUCCUUCAUUACAAUGCUGGUAGCGUGGGGGAUGUCCAAACUGUCGUUUCGCAAUGGGUUGAAACACUCCCUGUCACCAAUGACGAGGAGGCAGCCCCGUAUGCUUACGCAUACCUCGCCGAAUUGAUUGACCAGUAA
Metarhizium acridum CQMa 102 is the source of this 3087-nucleotide messenger RNA. RefSeq names its product importin subunit beta-3. Gene Ontology annotation, molecular function: nuclear import signal receptor activity; small GTPase binding. Lineage: Eukaryota; Fungi; Ascomycota; Sordariomycetes; Hypocreales; Clavicipitaceae. The record is from RefSeq and is a predicted model, not a curated record. Gene Ontology annotation, cellular component: cytoplasm; nucleus. Gene Ontology annotation, biological process: protein import into nucleus.